GAGUUGCACCGAAUCGAGCCGCAACUUGGCCGCAGCUUGUGUACACGUUACAUCCGGUUUGGAGAGCACUCGUAGCAGCGGCAGCAAUGGCAGCGUUUUCUGAAAUGGGCGUCAUGCCUGAAAUCGCGCAGGCUGUGGAAGAGAUGGACUGGUUGCUACCUACUGACAUCCAAGCAGAGUCUAUCCCCCUUAUUCUUGGUGGAGGAGAUGUACUUAUGGCAGCAGAGACCGGUAGUGGCAAAACAGGAGCCUUCAGCAUCCCUGUGAUCCAGAUCGUGUACGAGACCCUGAAGGAUCAGCAGGAGGGCAAGAAGGGCAGAGCCUCUGUCAAAACUGGAGGAGCAAUCUUCAACAACUGGCAGAUGAAUCCUUAUGACCGCAGCUCGGCCUUCGCAAUCAGUGGCGAUGGACUGUGCUGCCAGAGCAGGGAGUUCAAAGAGUGGCAUGGCUGCCGCUCCACUAAAGGUGUCACCAAAGGGAAGUACUAUUAUGAGGUGGCCUGCCAUGAUCAGGGUCUGUGCCGGGUGGGCUGGUCUACCAGUCAGGCAGCUCUGGACUUAGGAACUGAUAAGUACGGUUUUGGUUUUGGUGGCACUGGAAAGAAAUCCAACAACAAGCAGUUUGACAGCUACGGAGAGGAGUUUACCAUGCAUGACACCAUCGGGUGCUACCUGGAUCUGGAGAAGAAACAAAUUUCCUUCUCUAAAAAUGGUAAUGAACUCGGUGUGGCUUUUGACAUCCCUCAAAAUCUUCAGAAUCAGCCUUUCUUUGCCUCCUGUGUGCUCAAGAACGCAGAGCUGAAGUUCAACUUCGGCGGAGAAGACUUUAAAUUCCCCCCUAAGGGUGGGUUUGUUGCCCUGAACCAGGCACCGGAGGGUCACGUAGUCAAAUCUUCUCAGACAGGGAACGCCAAAGUCAGUCAGGCGAAAGCGUCACCCAACGCACCUAAGGCCCUGAUCAUUGAGCCAUCCAAAGAGCUGGCUGAACAGACACUCAACAACAUCACGCAAUUUAAGAAAUAUGUGGAUAACCCCAAACUAAGGGAACUGCUGGUAAUGGGUGGCGUGGCAGCCAAAGACCAGCUGGCAGCUUUGGAACAGGGGGUUGACAUUGUCGUGGGAACGCCAGGCAGACUGGACGAUCUCAUAUCCACCGGGAAGCUCAGUCUGUCCCAAGUCCGCUUCCUGGUGAUGGAUGAGUGUGAUGGCCUCCUGUCAGCAGGCUAUACAGACUUUAUCAACAGGAUCCACAACCAAAUCCCUCAAGUCACCUCUGAUGGCAAAAGACUCCAGGUGAUCGUGUGCUCUGCCACGCUGCAUUCAUUUGACGUGAAGAAGUUAUCCGAACGCAUCAUGCACUUCCCCACCUGGGUGGACCUGAAGGGAGAGGACUCCGUUCCAGAGACAGUCCAUCACGUGGUGGUGCCCGUCAAUCCCAAAAGCGACCGUCAAUGGGAGCGCAUGGGCAAGAACCACAUCCGGACUGAUGAAGUUCAUGCCAAAGACAACACCAGACCAGGAGCUAAUUCCCCAGAAAUGUGGUCCGAAGCCAUCAAGGUGCUGAAGGGCGAGUACACACUCAGAGCCAUUAAAGAGCAUAAAAUGGACCAGGCUAUAAUCUUCUGUCGCACCAAGAUCGACUGCGACAACAUGGAGCAGUAUUUCAUACAGCAAGGAGGGGGUCCAGACAGUAAAGGUCACCAGUUUUCCUGUGUCUGUCUCCACGGUGAUCGUAAGCCCAACGAGCGGAAAAAUAAUUUGGAUCGCUUCAAGAGAAAAGAAGUGAGGCUCUUGAUCUGCACCGAUGUAGCGGCCCGAGGAAUAGACAUCCACGGAGUUCCUUACGUGAUUAACGUCACGCUGCCAGAUGAGAAGCAAAACUACGUGCAUCGUAUCGGCAGAGUUGGAAGAGCCGAAAGAAUGGGAUUGGCCAUCUCCUUGGUUGCUAUGGAAAAAGAGAAGGUGUGGUAUCACGUUUGCCCAAACCGAGGCAGGGGCUGCUACAACACCCGGCUGAAGGAGGACGGAGGUUGCACCAUCUGGUACAACGAGAAAGAGCUCCUGUCAGAGGUUGAGGAGCAUCUAAAGUGCACCAUUACCCAGUGUGAACCAGACAUCAAAGUACCCGUAGAUGAUUUUGAUGGAAAGGUGACGUACGGACAGCGCAGAGCACUGGGAGGUGGCAACUACAAGGGCCACGUGGAUGUUCUGGCCCCAACAGUCCAGGAGCUGGCUAACCUCGAGAGAGAAGCCCAAACAUCCUUUCUCCACCUGGGAUACCUGCCAAACCAGCUCUUCAAAGCCUUCUGAACAUCUUCCAACUAGCAUUAGCACUACAUUAGCACCACAGGCUACUGACAUGAGAUGUUUUUAUUUAACGCACAAGUCGUGUUAUUUAUGUUAUUGUUUCACCACUCAGACAGAAAUACACAAACAACAAUUAAUUUACAUGAAUUAUUAACAAAAAUGUGUCAAAUGGUUCAGAUGUGCUGAUGCUGCAUUAACAAAAGUGAACUGAACAAAAUAGGAGUUCUCUAAUCCUAGUUUGAGUUUUGAUUUUCAUUCCCAGAUCAAUAUGACUGAUUUGAGUUAAUGUGUAAAAAAAAGAAAAGAAAAGUGGCUUGGUGUUUUCUGAAAUAAACGGUAGUAGUCUGCA
Messenger RNA from Mugil cephalus (flathead mullet), 2655 nucleotides. RefSeq names its product DEAD (Asp-Glu-Ala-Asp) box helicase 1 (gene ddx1). The transcript is spliced from 26 exons. Gene Ontology annotation, molecular function: nucleic acid binding; RNA helicase activity; protein binding. Bases 87 to 2309 code for a protein of 740 amino acids. Lineage: Eukaryota; Metazoa; Chordata; Actinopteri; Mugiliformes; Mugilidae. The record is from RefSeq and is a predicted model, not a curated record.